UGAGGAGCACAGGAUGGCGGAUGGGAACCCGACAUGAGCUGAGAAACAGAUGAGGGGCCUCCGCUCUUUGCUCUACCUCCUCCUCCUGCCACUGAGUGCCUGCUUCCCCCUACUGGACAGAAGGGAGCCCACAGACGUCCUCGUCCUCGGUGACACCGGAGCCAGGAUGAGCUGGGCCCACGUGGCUGAGGAACGCAAACCCCACACAGUUCAAGGUCCUUCCCGGUGGCCUAGAGUACCACAGCCACAGGCCCUUCUCGUGGUGGCCAAGGAGCUGCAGGCCUCACGCAGGGAGCACACCGGCUUCCGCCUUGGGAGGCAGGAUGGUGGCAGCGAGGCUGCAGGGUUCCUGCCCACUGACUCAGAGAAGGCCAGUGGCCCCCUGGGGACCCUGGCAGAGGAGCUCAGCAGUUAUAGCAGGAGGAAGGGAGGCUUCAGCUUCCGCUUCGGCCGGUGA
This is a messenger RNA of Psammomys obesus (fat sand rat), 457 nucleotides long. It is a transcript of the gene Qrfp, whose product is annotated as pyroglutamylated RFamide peptide. The coding region runs from base 50 to 457 and encodes 135 amino acids. Lineage: Eukaryota; Metazoa; Chordata; Mammalia; Rodentia; Muridae. Gene Ontology annotation, molecular function: orexigenic neuropeptide QRFP receptor binding. The transcript is spliced from 2 exons. The record is from RefSeq and is a predicted model, not a curated record.